CUCAUCUUAAAUAGCGUUGCCGGUUGUUCUUUGUGCACAAGAUAAUCUCUUAGGGAUGCAUCUCACCUGCAAGUGCAAGAGAGCAUACGGAGGGAAGGGAGCCUGUGACAGGCAUGGCAUGGCAUGCGUACGACCUAUAGAGAGAAACGCAUAUAAAAAACCUACUAACCAAAGGAAUCUAUAGACCUGGUUCCCUCAUGCGGUCACGUCGUACUGCAUGCCUCGGCUCCUUCGCGCAGCCGCCCUUCCACACGUUCUGCCUCCGCGCCGCCGCCGAGCUCCCGGCCGUCGUGUUGUCCGUGCAGUACCGCCUCGCCCCCGAGCACCGCCUCCCCGCGGCCAUCAACGACGGCGCAGCUUUCUUGUCCUGGCUGCGCGGCCAGGCCGAGCUUGGUGCCGGCGCCGACCCGUGGCUCGCCCGGACGUUCCUCUCCGGCGACUCGGCGGGUGCCAACCUGGCCCACCACGUCACGGUCCGCGCAGCGUCGGGGCAGAUCGCGGUCAGCCCGGCGCGCGUCGUCGGGUACAUCCUCCUCUCCGCGUUCUUCGCUGGGGCCGAGCGCACGGCGACGGAGGCCGACCUGCCGGCGGGCGUGUCCCUGACGACCGCGAUGGCCGACCAGCUCUGGCGCAUGUCGCUGCCGGUGGGGGCUAGCUUGGACCACCCGCUGGCCAACCCGUUCGGCCCGGAGAGCCCGAGCCUCGCGCCGGUGGAGCUCCCGCCGGCGCUCGUCGUGGCGCCGUUGAGCGACGUGCUCCGCGACCGCGUGCUGGGCUACGGGGCGAGGCUGAAGGACAUGGGGAAGGCCGUCGAGGUUGUCCAGUUCGAGGGGGAGCAGCAUGGCUUCUCCGUCCGCCAGCCGUUCGGCGAGGCGGCCGACGAGUUGCUGCGGGUGAUCAAGCGGUUCGUCUACCGCGGCAACUGAGCGGUGAUGUGUUGUGAUUUGACUGAUGCUUGCUUGUUGCAUGAGCAUGGAAAUCCAGUUCUCAAAAUAUAAACGAGCAGAACCUGGGAAUCUGGGAUUGCCUCGCUUUUCUAGAAAUGAAUCUACUUUUGCAACUUUCAUUUCUUGUUGGACGACGUUCAGUCGUAUCAAGAACUACUUCA
Molecule: messenger RNA, 1108 nt
Organism: Triticum aestivum (bread wheat)
Lineage: Eukaryota; Viridiplantae; Streptophyta; Magnoliopsida; Poales; Poaceae
Product: probable carboxylesterase 15
Exons: 1
Coding region: 198-926 (242 amino acids)
Molecular function (GO): hydrolase activity
Source: RefSeq, a predicted model, not a curated record